This is a messenger RNA of Colletotrichum costaricense, 360 nucleotides long. RefSeq lists its product as uncharacterized. Lineage: Eukaryota; Fungi; Ascomycota; Sordariomycetes; Glomerellales; Glomerellaceae. The transcript has a single exon. The record is from RefSeq and is a predicted model, not a curated record. The coding region runs from base 1 to 360 and encodes 119 amino acids.
AUGGCCUCAUAUUCCAUACCUCGUCAUUUCGUACAAACUCGGCUCUAUACUACAUCACACCUCACGGAUUACGGAUACAACUCAUUCUCGCCAUUGUAUCUUGCCUUGCCUUGCCGUGCCUUGCCGUGCCUUGCCCUACUUACAAAUUGCCUACGUAUGCCCGGUGGCAUAGGUAUGAUGGUGCCAUCAAUGUCCUUUCUCGGUACGCCGUUGAAGCUCACUUUAUUACAAAUUGGGCCAUGCAGUCAGUCAAUAGGUAUCAGCAGUUGUCUGGAUCAGUGGAUGCCCGCCCAUACGGCUACAACGUGCUGGGGUCCAUCGUCAUGUUCUCCCUGCCCUUGUGUCACCGGCCAUCACUGA